GCUGGAUAAUGAAUGAGGACAGAAUUGCGAUGCGAUAGAUGAUGCGGACAAGGGGAGCCCAUUCAUUGUCCUCAGAGACACUCCUUUACAGAAAUAAUUGGAUAUCCUCCCAUAAUGGCUGCUAAAUUUAUACCGCGCCAGGCGUUCCCCAACUAUGCCUCCAUACCCCGGUCCUAUUUCCUAGGUCACCAUAGGGCUGGAUUAAGGAAGAUGCAGAACAUGUUGUCUUCGAUUGAUUAUGUUGUUGAAUGUCGCGACUACAGGGUUCCUGUCACCUCCGUGAACCCUAUGUUCGAGGAAGCCCUUGGGAAGACGAGACGCCUAGUUGUUUACACGAAGAGAGAUCUGGGAGCGGCGGCGGAUUUAAGCUUGCAAAAACAGACUGAAAAGACUAUUCGCAACUUCGAUCGCAAUAGCGCCGUUUUCUUCGUUAGCUCGUCGUCCCGCCCAGAUGUCAGCUCUAUAUUGAAUCACCUGCGCGAAGAUGCCGAGGGGCCGGACAGGCUUGUUGGUUGUCGUGUUAUGGUUGUUGGAAUGCCGAAUGUUGGUAAAUCGACGCUGAUUAACAACCUCCGCAAUCACGGUGUUCGGAAAGCGAAAGCAGUUCAAACAGGAGGACAACCGGGUAUUACGAGGAAGAUCGGAACACCUGUUAAAAUCAUUGAAAGAGAGAAUGGCUCCCAUGUUUAUGUGCUGGACACUCCGGGAGUCUUUAUGCCCUACGUUCCGGACGCAGAGAACAUGCUGAAACUAGCUCUCUGCGGCUGCGUCAAGGAUUCUGUGAUCUCACCCGUCACAUUAGCAGACUAUCUGCUGUACCACAUCAAUUUACAUGAUGCGAAUGCAUAUCAACGGUGGUCUCCAGCCACCAACGAAGUUCUUCCUCUUCUCGACAGAUUUGCGCGUCAGACGGGUCUUCUCGCCAAAGGUGGGAUACCAAAUAUCGAUCUUGCCGCUCUCCACUUUAUCCAGAAGUGGCGUGCUGGUGAACUAGGCAGGUUUAUGAUUGACGACAUAAAAGCGGAAGAGCGCCGUCGCGAAUCAGGAACAAAGGAUGAGGCGAGCAUGAGUCUCACUCAGGCUUUGAAAGCAGAGAAGCUGGCAAGGAAGCAGCAGCAAGUAUUGGAUUCUGUAAAUAAGAGCAAAUAAUUCCCCGCGGAAGUGUAUAUUUAUAUCAAGACCUCUUCAAAUUCUUCCCAGUUGAGCUUCAGUAAGCGUUACGGGAGAACCUUUUGACUAGCAAUGCAAUUGCAG
This is a messenger RNA of Aspergillus ochraceoroseus IBT 24754, 1254 nucleotides long. RefSeq names its product putative GTPase MTG1. Lineage: Eukaryota; Fungi; Ascomycota; Eurotiomycetes; Eurotiales; Aspergillaceae. The record is from RefSeq and is a predicted model, not a curated record. Gene Ontology annotation, molecular function: GTPase activity; GTP binding. The transcript has 2 exons. The coding region runs from base 115 to 1149 and encodes 344 amino acids. Gene Ontology annotation, cellular component: mitochondrion.